CUUAAUACACAAACAUAGCACAAGUUAGAUAAUCAUCUAUGGUCUGUCGCAAUGAUUUUGUCUUAAUCCACAUAACCACAUACUACAUAGCAAUAGCUUAAUAUGUCAAUCUUAUUCAAAAUAGAGGAGAUUUUUUAUCUAUUAUUUUUUAUACAUAACCAUCUGAGUAGACUUUAAUGACGUGUUUACUAUCAAAUGUUAAUUUGUAAUCUCAACUCUCAAGUCACAGUCAAGUAUUAUAAAUUAUAUGUCCUGUGUAAAUAUUACUACAAGUACAAUUCACAUUCUCAAGUAAAGUUUAUCUUUAAGCAGUAUUUAGAGACAAAUGUUAAAAAUUUAAGGCAUUUAUAUAUUUUGUUUGUUUUUAUUUAUUCAUUGGCUUUAGAUUGAUUUUACCUAAAAUAGUACUAAAAAAUAAUCCUUUAGUGUUAACCAAUAAAAUGAUUACAUUAUGGAAUUUAUUUGAAGCAAGUCUUCUAUGUUUAAAUGCUGUUUGCGUUCUUCACGAAGAAAGAUUUAUGCAGAAAAUGGGCUGGGGAACCAACAGACAGCAACAGGGUUUUGAAGACCAAUCAACCAUAAAAUAUCAGAUAUUAAAUUUAGUACGUUCUAUCAGGACAGUUACAAGAAUUCCACUUAUUAUUCUAAAUAUACUAACUAUACUUUUUAAAUUACUCCUAGGAUAGCAAAUAUUACCUACCAAUAAAUAAAUAAAUAUUUUAUAUGUGUAAACAAAUGAAAUUGCUACAAAAAUGUAAAAUUGCAAUACAGUGUGACAUUGUUUUGUAUACUUUGUAAGUAAAUUGUGUAAACACUU
Pieris rapae (cabbage white) is the source of this 817-nucleotide messenger RNA. RefSeq names its product immediate early response 3-interacting protein 1. Gene Ontology annotation, biological process: endoplasmic reticulum to Golgi vesicle-mediated transport. Lineage: Eukaryota; Metazoa; Arthropoda; Insecta; Lepidoptera; Pieridae. The record is from RefSeq and is a predicted model, not a curated record. The transcript has 3 exons. Bases 441 to 686 code for a protein of 81 amino acids. Gene Ontology annotation, cellular component: Golgi membrane; endoplasmic reticulum membrane; COPII-coated ER to Golgi transport vesicle.